Messenger RNA from Quercus lobata, 1639 nucleotides. Its product is annotated as metal tolerance protein 10-like. Gene Ontology annotation, biological process: monoatomic cation transport; transmembrane transport. The record is from RefSeq and is a predicted model, not a curated record. Gene Ontology annotation, cellular component: membrane. Lineage: Eukaryota; Viridiplantae; Streptophyta; Magnoliopsida; Fagales; Fagaceae. Gene Ontology annotation, molecular function: monoatomic cation transmembrane transporter activity. The coding region runs from base 211 to 1413 and encodes 400 amino acids. The transcript is spliced from 7 exons.
GUCAAGAUAUGAACUCGACCUACCGAAAGGAAAAACUCUAUUAUGCACCCAAACCUUUAUACGUGGAAGUUGCUUUUAGCUUUGCAUUAAUUGUUCUAGGAAAUUUCUUUGCAAGUUCGAAGAUGUCAACAAACAACUCUUUUCAUUAGCAAAAGCUCAAGCUCAACAUAGAAGGCCACACAGUCUUGUUUGAGAGAGAGAGAGCUCAUCAUGGAAGUGACCCAUGAGAGCAGAAGAGAGAAUUUGGUGCCACAAGAUGUUGAAUCAGCAUCGAGAAGUGAAAUGUCAUCUGGGUCUUGGAGGCUGAGUGUGCGAGAGUUUCCAGCACUUAGUGAAAGUAGAGGUGGUGAUCAUCAGCAUGGUUUCUUCACUCUCAGCAGCUUUCUUCAUGCCCCAAGGAAACGAAGAAAGGUUUCUGAUUAUUAUAAGAAACAAGAAAGACUCCUUGAAGGGUUUACUGAGAUUGAGACCAUGGCUGAAAAUGGUGGUAUGCCUGGAAGUCUAACAGAGGAUGAGAUGCAGCAGCUUGCGAAGAGUGAGAGGAUGGCUAUCUAUUUGUCAAACAUAGCUAACAUUGUGCUCUUUGUGGCAAAACUCUAUGUUUCUAUUCAAAGCAGAUCAUUGGCGGUUAUUGCCUCAACAUUGGAUUCACUCUUAGACCUCUUGUCAGGGUUUAUAUUGUGGUUCACAGCCCAUGCCAUGAGAAACCCAAACCAGUAUCGUUAUCCAAUUGGAAAAAACCGUAUGCAGCCAGUGGGAAUCAUUGUUUUUGCUUCGGUAAUGGCAACUCUUGGAUUACAAAUUCUGCUUGAGUCUGGUCGACAAUUCAUGGCGAAGACCCAGCCUGAAAGGGAUCCUGAGAAGGAGAAAUGGAUGAUUGGGAUAAUGGUCUGUGUAACCAUAGUGAAGUUUAUGCUUGUGGUCUAUUGUCGAAGGUUUAAAAAUGAUAUCAUUAGAGCCUAUGCUCAAGAUCAUUUUUUCGACGUUAUUACUAAUUCAAUUGGUUUGGCAGCAGCCAUCUUGGCCAUUCGAUAUUAUUGGUGGAUUGAUCCUACUGGAGCUGUUAUGAUAGCACUAUAUACAAUGAAUACAUGGACGAAGAUAGUCAUUGAGAAUGUCUGGGCACUGAUUGGAAGGACAGCACCGCCUGAAUUUUUGGCAAAGCUAACAUAUCUGAUAUGGAACCACCAUGAAGAUAUCAAGCACAUUGACACAGUAAGAGCAUACACUUUUGGUUCAAAUUAUUUUGUGGAGGUUGACAUAGUUUUGCCACAAGACAUGCUUUUGAACAAAGCUCAUGAUAUUGGUGAGUCGCUGCAAGAAAAACUUGAGCAACUCCCUGAAAUUGAGCGAGCUUUUGUACAUAUAGAUUUUGAGUAUUCUCAUAGGCCUGAACACAAGAUUGGGGUUUGAUGACAAUGAUGAUGAUGACAGCAGUAACGAUCAGAGCUAAGCCUUUCCAGAGUAAAAGGGUGAGUUGCUGAUUUAGUUAAUAUGUGAUGUGAUUCUAUUGUAACCAGUUGUGAACCUGCGCAAUGUGCGAGUAAGUACCAACUUAUAAAAUAGAUUUUGACAAACUUUAUCUUUUGAAGUUUUCAUUAUCUUACCGGUUGUGUUAGUGAAACUCUCCUGUAUUAAA